Messenger RNA from Durio zibethinus, 1275 nucleotides. The record is from RefSeq and is a predicted model, not a curated record. Lineage: Eukaryota; Viridiplantae; Streptophyta; Magnoliopsida; Malvales; Malvaceae.
AUGAAUGAUGCCAAUGUAGAUAUCAUGUUGGAAAUUCCAUCUAUUCAUCCUUUUAUUAGCAAUGUUGAAUUGUAUUUAGAAGUGGAAUCAAUUUUUAUUGGACCUGUCGAAUAUAAGGGUCAAUCCAAAAGUUUUGUUCCAUUUGCUCAAUUGCCAACACAAGACAAUGACACUUCGUUGGAUCAUGCUAAUACCCACCAUGCUAAUCAACCAAUUUUGCCAAGUACUAGUGAACCUACCAUGGAAAGGCAAGUAUUAGUCAUAGAUAAUAUUUUUGGAUUCUCAGAUUGCGAAAGUAUUAGCCAAUAUGACAAAGAUACUAGUGCAAAUAUAACUGCAGAUAUGAAUGUGAAUAAUGAAGUACUUGAAAAAAAAAACAUGAGGAACAUGAAGAGCAAAAAGACACCACAAAGCCAAAGUUUUGCUUGGAAUCUUGAUCUUGAGUUGAGGAAAGGUUUAAUUUUCCAAGAUAAGGCAGAAUUGAAAAGAGCUGUACAAUUGUUCUCCAUCAAGAGACACAAAAAGUAUGAAGUGGUGGAAAUAAAAAAAAUAUGGUCAUUGGGGUGUAAAAGACAUCGAGAAAGUGGAUGCAAAUGGAGGCUUCGUGCGUAUCAAUGUAAAAGUCAUGAACUUUUUGAGAUUACUCAAUAUGAUGCCCCUCAUAUAUAUGUCUACCCAAGGUUGAGUCAUGAUCACCCACAACUAGACUCAAAUUUGUUAGCACAUGAGAUUGAAAGUCAAGUGAAAGUUGAACCUUCGAUUACAAUUGUAGCUUUAAAUGCUAAGGUAAAAGACAAAUUUUCUUAUGAUGUUUCAUACAAGAAGAUGUGGCAUGCAAAACAAAAGGUCAUUACAAAUGUUUUUGAUGAUUGGGACAUAUCUUAUAGGUUGCGUGAUUCGACUGUUAGAGUAUUCGGACUAUUCCACCGUAUUUUUUGGGCUUUUUCACAUUCCAUUGAAGGGUUCAAGUAUUGUAGACCAAUUAUAAGUAUUGAUGCUACUCACUUGUAUGGAAGAUAUAAAGGUAAAAUGCUUAUUGCAAUGGGAGUUGAUGCUAAUAACCAGUUUUUGCCACUUCCAUUUGAUGUUGCUGAGGUAGAAUCUUUUGAUACAGUGAAUGAGCCUAGCUCUAGAUGGCAAGAACCAUGGGCUUAUCAUCGAAUUUGCUUACGACAUAUAUGUAGUAAUUUCAAUGAUAAGUUUCAUAAUAAAAACUUGAAAAUACUUGUUAUAGAGCUGGAAAUGCACAUCAGUUACGAAAGUUUGAUACCAUAA